Molecule: messenger RNA, 2388 nt
Organism: Oenanthe melanoleuca
Lineage: Eukaryota; Metazoa; Chordata; Aves; Passeriformes; Muscicapidae
Gene: CHST1
Product: carbohydrate sulfotransferase 1
Exons: 2
Coding region: 405-1664 (419 amino acids)
Biological process (GO): N-acetylglucosamine metabolic process; carbohydrate metabolic process; keratan sulfate proteoglycan metabolic process
Cellular component (GO): Golgi membrane
Molecular function (GO): keratan sulfotransferase activity; N-acetylglucosamine 6-O-sulfotransferase activity
Source: RefSeq, a predicted model, not a curated record
CUGCCUGUGGCGUUGAGCCCUGAUUUAGGCGGCACAGGGAGGAUUUCUGGCGCUGGAGAACCGGUCCCCAUGACAAUAUUGUUUUUGAUGAGCAAAGGCCACCGGAAAACGAGGGAAUGAAUGUGCACCAUCACCGCUAGCAAGUGCGGCAGGGCCCGAGGGGCUGCUGGUGCUCCAGCAGCGGGGCGUGAGGAGGGUGUGAGGGACCCGCUGCCUCGCUCCAGCCGCUCCGCAGGGAUCCCGCGUCCCUACCAGCACCCAGCCUGGGGGACACAUCUCACGGCGGGAGCCUCACCGGGUCCCCCUCCCGCCCCCGCGACGGGAGGGGCUCUGGCCGCUCCGGCCGGGCGCCUCGGGGAGACACCAAGACGACCUGCGGGGAAGCUCCAUGAAGGUGACCAGCCAUGCAAUGUUCCUGGAAGGCUGUACUCCUCCUAGCCUUGGCAUCCAUUGCAAUCCAGUACACAGCAAUCCGCACCUUCACUGCCAAGUCCUUCCACAGCUGCCCCAUCCCUAAUCCUGUGAACUGCAGCCUGAGCCAGGACACUGAUGUGGCUGACAGGCUGUGCGAUGAGAAUCCCACUUUCCCGUAUAACCUCUCCAGGAAGACUCACGUUCUCAUCCUUGCCACCACCCGCAGCGGCUCCUCAUUUGUUGGGCAGCUGUUCAACCAGCACUUCGAUGUCUUCUAUUUAUUUGAGCCCCUCUACCACGUCCAGUACACCCUGAUCCCAAAGCUGACCCAGAGCAAGAGCACGACAGACAGGCGGGUCAUGCUGGGGGCCAGCCGAGACCUGCUGCGGAGCCUGUACGACUGCGACCUCUACUUCCUGGAGAACUACAUCAAGCCCCAGCCUGUCAACCACACCACUGACCGCCUCUUCCGCAGGGGAGCCAGCAAGGCCCUGUGCUCACCCCCUGUAUGUGAGUCCCUGGGAGCUGUGGAUCUCCACCUGGAGGAAGGGGACUGCGUCAAGAAGUGUGGGACCUUGAACCUGACGCUGGCCACAGAGUCCUGCAGAGAGCACGGCCACGUGGCCAUCAAAACCGUUCGGGUGCCCGAGGUCAGUGACCUCCGGGCCCUGGUGGAGGACCCGCGGCUGAACUUGAAGGUCAUCCAGCUGGUGAGGGACCCCCGGGGGAUCCUGGCGUCCCGGAGCGAGACCUUCCGAGACACCUACAGGCUGUGGAGGAUCUGGGAUGGCACUGGCAGGAAGCCAUACAACCUGGAUGUGACCCAGCUCACCACAGUGUGCGAGGACUUCUGGAACUCUGUGUCCACCGGCCUCAACCGGCCACCGUGGCUCAAGGGCAAGUACAUGCUGGUGCGGUACGAAGACCUGGCCAGGAACCCCAUGAAAAAGACUGAGGAGAUCUACGAUUUCCUGGGCAUCCCCAUGGACAGCAACGUGGAGCGCUGGAUACAGAACAACACCCGAGGAGACAGGUCCUCCUCCAAACACAAGUACGGGACGGUGCGCAACUCGGCGGCGACGGCGGAGAAGUGGCGCUUCCGCCUGUCCUACGAGAUCGUGGCGUUCACCCAGCACGCCUGCCAGCAGGUGCUGGCGCAGCUCGGCUACAAAACUGCUGCCUCCGAGGAGGAGCUGAAGAACCUCUCCAUCAGCCUGGUGGAGGAGAGAGACUUCCUGCCCUUCUCCUAAGGCAGCCCCAGUGGUUUUGAUGCGUACUGUUUCUAACUGAUGCCUUAUUUUAUUUUCUUUCCUUUUGUUUCCCCCUCUCUCUUUUGUCUUUUUCUCUCCAAAAUUUGCACUAAACCGUGAGCGGGAAUCUCAACGGCCGAGUCCGAGGGAAGUGACUGCUGCCCCUCAAUACAUUUUGGAUGCCAGGAGGAGUUGGGUCUCUCCAAGCAAGAGCUAGAACUCUGGAUGGGUAACAAUGUUUACAAAACACACAAAAUGUAUAAAGCAACCUUCAAGCUUUCCAAACCGAAGGGUAUCUGGGGUACUGUACUUUUGCACUGUUUACUUUUACAAUGUAAGAGGUAAAUAUAAAUAUAAUUUAUGAAUUGUGUCAUCCCCUCCAGAAUAACUCCCCCUGCCCCCAAUGAGCAGGUUAGACUGGAAGCUGAAAGUAGAACAACCUCCUCAUUUUUUGAUCUCAGUGCGACAUGUCUGUCUAUUUAAGUCCUGUUAUUGGGCUGGGCAGUUGGUCAGCUGCUCCUACAUGGUUGUUUGGUAACACCUGUGAUUAUUCUUUGUGCCAAAAACCCACAAAAAAAAAAAAAAAAAAAAAAAAAAAAAAAAAAAAAAAAAAAGGAAAAAAAGCUAUUGGGUCAUUUGGUAAAAGCCCAACACAUUUAAUGCUUUAUUUCUGUGUUUUCUGUAAAUAAAAGUGCAAUAAAACUGACCUGGGGGUGAACUUCAA